Messenger RNA from Sebastes umbrosus (honeycomb rockfish), 2231 nucleotides. It is a transcript of the gene eif1ad, whose product is annotated as eukaryotic translation initiation factor 1A domain containing. The record is from RefSeq and is a predicted model, not a curated record. Lineage: Eukaryota; Metazoa; Chordata; Actinopteri; Perciformes; Sebastidae. Gene Ontology annotation, biological process: translational initiation. The coding region runs from base 206 to 742 and encodes 178 amino acids. Gene Ontology annotation, cellular component: nucleus. The transcript has 5 exons. Gene Ontology annotation, molecular function: RNA binding; translation initiation factor activity.
GGGUAGACCACUUGACACCGGAAGUUGACAAGAGGAAACAGGAACACAUGUGGCUCAUCUUUACUGCUCAAAUAUCCCGAGUCUCGUCUUCAAAGUCACUUUUAGCCGCUGUCAAGCUGCCCAGAAACACUCUCUGUUCAAAGACAUACCAUUACUCUGUUCUGUCUUUCAAGCUGGCGAAGGAACCCGAAGCUCACCGUUUAUAAUGUCACAGGCCACCAAACGCAAACACGUUGUCCAGGAGCUUCUUGGAGACUUCGUCACGCUCACAGAGAACCAGCAGAUUGUGAAGGUUACUGGUAGCCGUGGCAACAACCUCCAUGAAGCUGUCACGGCCCAGGGUGUGAUUUUCCUGGUGAGCAUGCCCACCAAGUUCCGCAAGAACAUCUGGAUCAAGAGAGGUGACUAUGUGAUUGUGGAUCCAAUUGAAGAGGGAGAGAAGGUGAAGGCAGAGAUCAGCUUCAUUCUCUACAAAGAUCAAAUUCAGCACCUGCAAAAACAACAGCUCUGGCCAGAGGGGUUUACAGAGGAGCCGUCGGAGCAGGACAAGACAGUCAAACAGCAGGAAAAGGAAGGAGAGACGGAGGAGAGAGAUGAGGAAUUCAGUGACUCUGAAGACGAUGAGAGCGACCUCUUUGUGAACACCAACCGCUGCAACUACCAGUACAGUGAGAGUGAGGAGGAGGACAGUGAGGAGGAAGAUGAUGAUGACAAAGAAGGAAGGACAGAAAAUGGUUCGUAGUGGCAGCACUGAGGACGCGGACAAGAGACAGUGUACUCUGCUGUGCUGCUACUAUCACUGACUGAAUGAUGAUGAUUUGAAAUGACGGUCCUCGUGCAACAGCUCGCUCUGGACGUUAACCGGCUCGGCUCAUUGAAUGGACUUGAACUCAGUGCAACUAAAAAAUCUUGCUUGUUAAAUUGAUAUAAACCAAAAUCUGUGAUGUCAAACGUGAACUGAAAUCUAAUAAGAAUCCCACGUCAGUUUGAAAUUCUGUGGGAUCAAUUUUCUGCUGUACUUUCAUCAUCUUACUGAAAAUGUGUCACAAACUCAAGCAUGUUUUUAUUUUGACAUCCAGUGCAGCCAUUACUAUUGCUAGCACACUACAGGGUAUUCAGUAUACCCAGGCCAUACUGUACAUUUGAAGGCUAAUGUUAAUGUAAACGGUUUUAUCCAAUCGUCCUCCUCCAUAGGACAAAAUAAAUCCAUUAGAAACGCACAAAAAUUGCAUGACUCAAAACCUUGUCAGUGUUGACAGAACACAUUUUUUGUCAUGUUUGAUUUAAAAGUCUGUGGUGUGGUGAGAAUUUAAACACCUUUCCAGUUUGACCAGUCCUCUGAAGGAUAUUGUUCUAACCAGUUGGAUUGUUUUACAGAGCUCCUGUAGUGCCGAUUGUAUUGGUUUGAUUUUCAAAUGAAAAUGCAUCCGAUAGCCUCUGUGAUUUUUACUACGCACCGAGAGAUCAAAAUGCUCUACUUUCAGUUCACCUGGUUUCACGUUGUACUUGAUAGUUGGCCAUUGUGAGUGACUGCUUUGUGCCUCAUCUUUUUCUGACAUUCCUUACCCAGUUGCUGAUUUUGGUUUGUGUAAUGAUGAACAUUUUGGAAAUAGAUUAAUUCUCAUUAAGCUGUGUUUUUCAUCACUUGAACUUGACAUCAUCCUCUCCACGUCUUCCACUUCAAGAAUUCAACAUCUUCUUAAGAAUGUCUUUUUAUUUUUAUAGAAAUAGUUAUGCAGAAAGCAUGGAUAUGAAAGUGAACUAACUUUUUCCACAUGUACUACGUAUAAAUUCCCAAAAGAUGAGCUCACAAUAUUUGACAUAAAGCCAUUGAGCAGUAUAUCUGUACCGCCAGUUGAACCAGUUCUACAGGGACUUUUUACUGGAUAUGUUUUGCCCCUGAGGCGUUAGCGGAAACGUAAAGUUAUUGGGACAACAUACUUCAAAGACAAAGGGGGGGGCUGAGUGCAUAACUUUAUUCUUUUUCUGUUUGAGUGGUUUUGUAUGUUAAGGAAGCCCAUAACGCUGUGAGCUAACUAGCAUUUUAGCUGAAAACGUUUUUAUUAAGCAAUAAUACAUUUUAGGAAUGGUUCUCUUCAAAGAUGGUUACUAUUUUCUGCAUUAACACAUUUAUAAUAAUCUAGCAAAUAAGACGUGAUGAAAUUGGUUAUUGUGCAUAAAUAACUACUAGGUCUGUAAGUCGAUUGAAAUAAACUGGGGAAAAAAAGUUC